Messenger RNA from Cuscuta europaea, 656 nucleotides. NCBI's taxonomy places the organism in Eukaryota, Viridiplantae, Streptophyta, Magnoliopsida, Solanales, Convolvulaceae. The record is from the annotation of a GenBank genome assembly.
CGCUCUUGCUAUUCUUGUUCAUUGCAGCCAUGUCCGGUCUCCAGUCCGACGCCCACAAACCCGAGGAUACGGCGAUCUACAUCGUUUACACCCACCGUCCUCAAGAGGGUGACGAAAGUCACGAAGCUUUUCACAUCAAAAUCCUGAAAGAAGCCUUUAACGGAGAUGAUUCUGCGAAAGAGAAGAUUUUGUACCAUUACAAGAAGGCAGCGUGCGGGUUUUCUGCCAAGCUGACUCCUGCCCAGGCUGACUCUCUUUCCAAACAUCCUCAUGUUGUUGAAGUUGUCCAAAGCCGAACAGUACAGUUACAUCCGAAUCCAACCCACCAAAUGCUUACAUAGAUGGCACCAGACACCAAAGAUGACAGCAUUAUAAUGUUCAUACCAAUAUAUCUGCUGCUUUGUAUGCACGGACUCCUUUCACUUAGCUGUUGAAGUAUUAUAAACUUGGGAUGAUAUAAUGUCACGGGUGUUUUUUCAUUUUUAUACUACGUAUUGACACAAAUAUAUAGAAUGUGUAUCCAUUUUAUAGACAAUACAUGCUUGUAUGAAAUAAAGAUUGUGACAUUUGGUAGGUUAGCAUAAUGGUCGCAUUUUACAUACACCCGCAUUUCCUGAAUAUGUUUAGCAGUUAAUUGGUAGUUAAACUAAUUACUA